UAUGAAAAGCAUCGAAAUAUACGGAUUCAUUGGAUGGAUCUCCUCCUACAUAGUAUUUGUAGUUUAUUUGGCAUGGGUAUUCCUACCAGAAUCAGCAUUUUAUGUAUUUUUAACCUUAUUGCUAAUCAAAAGUCAUUGGGAAUUCAUUAUUUCCCUUAGAAGUAUUGGGCCUUGGCAAUUCCGAGUUUCUUUGUUGCCACUAUUUUUACAGUGAUAACUGGCUAUGCAGCUCUGAAUUACUGUUUAUGCAACAAAUUGGAUUCAUAUGAAAAUGUCGAAGGUAUGGAAUGAAUGGGAUCAUCCUAGACAAAUAUACAAGACUCCACAAUCUCAAGAAGACAGAACUACAUGAAGGAUUGCCUGAAGUGUAUGAUAUUCCAAUAAACGUGGUGAACAAUGUGUUAUAUUGGCAGAAGGAGAUGGUCGAAAAAUAUAUACCUAAACAUAAUGAUUGAAUUCCAU
Molecule: messenger RNA, 462 nt
Organism: Paramecium octaurelia
Lineage: Eukaryota; Ciliophora; Oligohymenophorea; Peniculida; Parameciidae
Source: the annotation of a GenBank genome assembly